This is a messenger RNA of Spea bombifrons (plains spadefoot toad), 7511 nucleotides long. It is a transcript of the gene CEP290, whose product is annotated as centrosomal protein 290. The record is from RefSeq and is a predicted model, not a curated record. Bases 80 to 7462 code for a protein of 2460 amino acids. Lineage: Eukaryota; Metazoa; Chordata; Amphibia; Anura; Pelobatidae. The transcript has 53 exons. Gene Ontology annotation, biological process: camera-type eye development; kidney development.
CAUACAGAGAUUUCCGGUGGAAAGAAAAGGUUGUUUUAUAUUUUGCUUAUAAGGAUACCUAGAGAGAACAGCUUCGAAGAUGCCACCUUCUUUGGACUGGGGGAAGCUUGUGAGAGUGGAUCCAGAUGAACUUCCCAGCCAAGAACGAUUAGCAGAGAAAAUGUUAAAAUCAUUAUCACAGGUCAGCAGUACAGAUUUAAAAGAUGAAGCUUCAGAAAACCUCGUACAACUUUUCCGGAUUACACAGUCAUUGAUGAAGAUGAAAGCUCAAGAAGUAGAGCUUGCUUUAGAGGAGGCAGAAAAAGCAGGAGAAGAGCAAGCCAAAAUUGAGAGCCAGUUAAGAAAUAAAAUCAGGCAAUUGGAGAAUGAAAUUGAGAAAUCACAGCUGGCCACUGGAACCAGAGAUUCACGUUUCCUCCGUGAAGAAAUACGUCAGUUAGAGGAACAGCUUGGGCAAAGAGAGCGAGAACUUAAGGAGAUGAGAAAAGAACUGGAGAAAGAGAAGCAAGUUAAUGAGCAGCUUGCACUUCGGAAUGAAGAAACUGAUAAUGAAAACAGCAAGCUCAGGAGAGAGAAUGAACAACUACGACAAGAUGUCAUAGACUAUCAGAGGCAGAUUGAUUCCCAAAGGGAGUCUCUCCUAAACCGUGGGGAAGGACAUGAUUACAAAUAUGUGAUUUCUAAAAAGAAUAUGGAGUUAGUCCAGUAUCUGGAUGAAAUUCAGAACCUGAGCGAAGCAAAUGAGAAGCUGGAGGUCCAGAACCAGGAAAUGACCAAAGUACUUGAACAAUCUGUCAAGGAAAUGGAGAGUAUGACUGAUGAGUAUAACAAAAUGAAACUUAUCGUGCAGCACUCAGAUAGCACAAUGGACCAGCUGAGAAAGGAAAAAGACAUCUAUGUGCUUAAGGUUCAGGAUUUAACAGAGCAACUAAAAGCAAGGCAGGAAGAAGAUGAUCCGAUCAUGGUGGUUGUAAAUGCCAAAGUAGAAGAAUGGAAGGCGCUACUGGCAUCUAAAGAUGAAGAGAUCGAAGAAUAUCAAAAAAUGAUCCAAAAUCUCAGAGAGAAGCUUAAAAUUGCUCAAAUGGACAUAGACAAGAGCAAUGUGCUAGCUCUCCAGCAGGGUUUGCAGGAACGCGACAAUCGGAUUAAACUAUUGACUGAACAAUUGGAGCAGCAUACCAAAGAAAUGGAAUCCCAUAUUCUUGUAUUUGAGACUCUAAAACAGAAUUUACAAGAAGGGACCACUGGGCACACGGAGCAGGGUCGAAUUAAAGAACUUCAAUUAGUGGUACAGAAUCUUCAGCAAAAAUUGAAAGAAACAGAAUUAUUUGCUGAACGUGCUGAAAACGAUGCACGGGAAAAAGAUAAAGAUCUAAUAGAGGCCCUUAGAAGAAUGAAGGAGUAUGAAUUGGGAACAUAUGGCCUAGAGGAAGCUGUUGCAGAAAUUAAGCAACUGAAAGCUAAUAUUAAAAUAAGAGAUCGUGAAAUUGAAGCUUUAACAAAGGAUAUUAAUAAGCUCGAGCUGAAGAUUAAUGAUGUCCUUGAUGAGUAUGAAGAUCUUCAAGAACGUCUAGGUCUUGAGCCAAAAACUGUAAUUGACUUAACAGAAUUCAAAAGUACAAAAGCACUAAAACAGCAGCAGUACAGAGCUGAGAAUCAAAUUCUUUUGAAAGAGAUUGAAAGACUCGAGGAAGAACGUCUCCAACUAAAACAACAGAUCCGCAAACUAGCUCAAGAGAAAGGAAAAAGAGCAGCUGCUUUGGGUUUGACAGCUGAAGACUUAGACUUGACUGAUGAUUCUCAUCCAAGUAUAAAUUAUAGAACACAAAACACACACAUCACUUCACUAGACAAAACCGAAGAUCUAAAAACAAAGUAUGAGAAUCUCGCAAAACAACUAAAUGACAAGGAAAAUGAACUAGAAAGAAGUAAAACUGUUGUGGCAGAUUUCAAAUCUAAAUUAAAAGAAGUGUCUGAAGAAAACAAUCAGCUGCAACAAGGAAUGAGAGAAAUAUUACAGGCUAUCAAAGACUCUCAAAAUAACCCUACCAUCAGAGGGGGAGAAGCGACUUUAAUGAUUCCAAGCCUAGAGCGCUUAGUACACGCCAUAGAAACAAAGCAUGCGGGAGGUAUGUUGGACAUAAGUGCUCACUUGAAAGCUCAAGUCGAUCAGCUCACUGGAAGAAAUGAUGAAUUAAGACAAGAGCUUAAGGUGUCACGCAAGGAAGCUACAGAUCUUUCAAACCAGUUGUUAAAAGCAAAUGAAAAGGUUUUACAUCUUGAAAAUGAAUGUAAACUUCUGCAUCAGUCGACUGGGGCCAAUAUUAUAUUUAAAGCUGUAAACCUACCAGAUGGAUUGUCUUCCACUAGCAGCAACCUCAUCAACACUCUCAACGAAUACCUCUUGCAUCUCCUACAGGAAAUGGAAUCUAAAGAGAAAACAGUACUAAGACUGGAAGAUUCAUUGGAAGAAUAUAAAAGAAAAUUUGCUGUGAUUCGCCAUCAGCAAGGGAUGUUGUAUAAGGAGUAUGAGAGUGAAAGGGAGUCGUGGCAGCGUGAAGUGGAGAAGUUAAAAGAAGAAAAAACAAAACUAGAAAGUCAGAAGGAGCAGGAUGCGGUCCAAAUUGCUGAGUAUAUGAACUUACUAGACGCUAUGAAGGUGGAUCCAGAUGAAAUGAAAAGUCUUCUUGCAGAGAGCGCCAGAAAAAUGACUGUUCUCAGAGUAAAUGAGAAGUCACUGACCAGAAGAUACACCACCUUACUCGAAAUGGAGCAACAUCUGCGUAAAGAAAACCUUAAACUGAAAGAUGAAGUAUCUGAGAUGGAGGCUGCAGUAGGGGAGAAAAUUGGCUAUUUACAGAGAUAUAAGGAAAUUGCUGCCUUUAAAAUCGCAGCUCUUCAAAAAGCUUUGAAUGAGAGCGUGUCUUCAUCGGAGUUGGAAAUGGCUAAUAAACAAUAUAAUGAGUUAACUGCCAAGUACAGGGACAUGCUUCAGAAGGAUAAUAUGCUUGUCCAGAGAACCAGUGACCUGGAGCACCUACAACAAGAAAAUGCAUCUCUGAAGUCCCAGAUUGGUGUGUAUGCCAAAGAGCUUGAAAUAACAAAAGAAAAGCUUUAUACUCUUGAGCAAGCAUGGGAUAAUAUAAGUACGCUGGGAGGUAAUUCUGCUAUGGAUAAAGCCACAAAAGCAGUCACAAGUAAUGAAAUCAUUUCCAUCUCCAAGAAGAUUACAAUGUUGGAAAUGAAGGAGUUAAACGAAAGGCAAAAAGCUGAACAUUCCCAGAAAAUGUAUGAACAUCUAAGGACCACACUAGCGCAAGUAGAAGAACGGAACUUUGAGCUAGAGGCAAAGUUUGCUGAGCUCACCAAGAUCAACCUUGAGGCGCAGAAAGUAGAACAAGCUUUAAGAGAUGAUCUUGCGAAUAGCGUGAGUAAGGCAGUUUCUGAAGCAGAUCGGAGAAGAAUAAUGGACUUGGAAAAAAGUGAAGCGGAACUUAAGGUUGAAGUCUCCAAAUUACGCAGCCUUACUGAUAUAGCCAAAAUGCAAGUUUCAACAUUAAUGACUCGUCAGCAGUCUAGGGAAAAAGAAGUGGAAUCACUGCGAAAACAAGUUCUGGAUUAUCAGGAUCAAACAGAUGAAAAAGCUCUAAUUGCUAAAUUACACCAACAAAUUGUAGCUCUUCAAAUCAGCGAGGCCACAGCUGUAGGCAAGCUGGAAGCCACGACGACUAAACUGCAAAAAAUGGAGGCCUACAACCUGCGCUUGGAGCAGAAACUCGAUGAUAAAGAACAAGCGCUGUAUUAUGCCCGCCAGGAAGGAAGAAAUCGGGCCAAGCACCUUCGGCAAACUAUCCAGUCUUUAAGGCGGCAGUUUAGCGGCGCCCUCCCAAUAGCUCAGCAAGAAAAGUUUUCCAAAACAAUGUUGCAGCUGCAGAAUGACAAACAGAAGACAAUUCAUGAAAUGAUGCUUGUUCAGCAAGAACGCAGAGAGGCAGAAACCCAAGCUCUGGAGUUAGAACUGAAACUAAAGAGCUUGCAGGAACUUUUUAGUACUCUCAAAGAUGCACGAGGGGCUCAAAAGGUUACAGAGUGGCACAAGAAAAUGGAAGAACUUCGUCUGCAGGACCUGCGACUGGCACGGGAACUUAACCGAAAGAAAGAAGAGAUGAACCAUUUAAACAACAUUAUCUCUGAACAAGAACGCACAAUAAGAACCUUGGAAGAGGAAGUCGUUCAGCAAGGCAAAUUUCAUGAAGAAAGACAGAUGGCCUGGGAUCAGAGAGAAGUAGAACUGGAACAGCAGCUGGCUGUAUAUGAGCAUCAGCAGAACGAAGUUCUCAACACCGCUCGACGGUUUGAAGAGGCAACAGGAGCAGUGCCCGAUUCCAACCUACCUCUUCCUCAACAACUUGAGAUAGCCCUAGAGAAAAUAAAAGAGCACGUGAGGACCAUCAUGGACACAAAAUCAGUCUGUAGAACACUGGAAGAAAAGCUUAAAAACAAAGAAGCACUACUGAGGACAGCCGAACAAAAUGUUUUUAGUCGAGACAAGGUGAUCAAUGAGCUCCGGCUUCGAUUGCCUGCAGCAGCAGAACAUGAUAAGCUUCUGUCUGGUCUUAAUCAAAGAGAUGAAGAGUUGGAACAUCGGCAAGCUUUGAAAGUUGCUCAUCAAACCAUUGCAAGCAUGCAAGCGAGAUUGAAUCAGAAGGAAGAAGUGCUUAAAAAAUACCAGCACCUGCUAACCAAAGCACGAGAGGAACAAGAAGAUAUUGUAAAAAAGCACGCAGAAGACAUUAAACUGUUGCAUCAGAAAUUGAAUCUCUAUUCAGACUCAUCACUUAACAAGUUCAGAGAUGCUGCUCUGGAGUUAAUGAAGAAACCAUCUUUACAAGUUUCAUCAGGUACAAGCUUAAUGCGAUUGGCCGAAAUGGAACAGACUGUUACGGAACAAGACAAAUCAUUGGCUUCGCUUUCAAGCAAACUCAAGAAAGCAACAGCAGAACUGGACUGGCAGAAACAGAUCACGGUAGAGAAAGUGAAUGAACUUGAAGCCAACAAAGUCAGACUUGAAGAGCAUUAUAUUUUGGAAGUUAAGAAGAUGAAGAGCGAAUCUGAAGAGCUGAGAUCCCGUUUGUCUCAGAUGGAGAAGGAGGUUCAGUAUCUUAACACAGAACUUGAGGCUCAAAAGGAAGCAAAUACCAGAGCUCCAACUGUAACUAUGAAGAAUCUUGUAGAACGUCUGAAAAGUCAGCUGACUUUAAAGGAAAAGCAGCAAAAGGCAUUAAGCAAAGCUUUGUUAGUGCUUCGGUCCGAAAUGACUGCUCAUGCUGAACAGCAGAUUCUUGCUGCUGCCGCACAAAAGGAAGAAAACUUGAAUGUCCAGCAGAUUGUUGACCGACAUACCAAAGAUUUAAAGGCACAGGUUGAAGAUUUAAAUGAGCAACAGCUGAAACUGAAAGAGGCUCUGAAAAGUAGCAAAAAUCGUGAAAAUAGCCUCAUGGAAGACCUUGACAAUCUAAACCAUGAGCUGCGAGGAAAACAGAAAGCCCUCAACAAGCUGCAGAAGGACAAAGAUGAAGUAGAUAAGGAGAAUGAAGAGUUGAAAAAGAGGAUAAAGCGUCUGACAAACAGCUUACAGAAUAAGGCUGAUUUGGAGAGUAAACAGAAUGUAAUAGAAGAACUUCAGAAAAAAAUAAAGACACUUGAAGCAGGUCUGUCAAAGAAAACAGAAGAAGCAGAGCGAAAACCAUCCCGAGAUGAUAAGGCUGCUAAAGAAGAGAUAAUUAGGUGGGAUGAAGGCAAGAAAUGGCAAAGCAAAAUAGAAGGAAUGAGAAAUAAACUGAAAGACAAAGACAAUGAAAUAGAAUCUUUAACAAAACAGCUCACAACAUUAAAAGAUUUAUAUGCAAAAGCUGACCAUGAAAAAACGUUACUGCAGAAGAGAUUGAAAUCACGUGGCGUAACUGUGGAUCAAGUUGUGGGGGCGAGGACUUCAGAGUCAGAAAGAGAAGUGCAAGAACUACGGAAAAAGAAUUAUGAAUUGGAAAAUGACAUUUCUCUCAUGAAGACAAAGCAAGCAUUACCAAGAGAUUCAGUGGUUGAAGACUUGCAUAUGAAAAAUAGAUACCUGCAAGAAAAGGUCCAGGCAUUAGAGAAACAACUUUCAAGGGAGAACCUCUCCAGGCCAUCAACUUCAGGGAUAGGAUCGGAUGAUCUGUCCACCAAAGAGAUGGAACUUCAAAAAGAAAUCUUGAGAAUAUCAUCUGAAAAUAUUGAGCUGCAGUUCCAGCUGGAGCAGGCUAAAAAAGAUGUACCUCGAUUGAAGGACCAAAUAGAUAAUUUAAAGGAAAUGUGUGAUGCCCUCAAGAAAGAUAAGCUUGAAGUUGAGCGCAAACUGGGCAAUGUCCGUGGGUCUGGCAAGAGUGGAAAGACCAUUCCAGAACUGGAAAAGACUAUAGCUUUGAUGAAAAGAGUGGUAGAGAGAGUUCAGAGAGAGAACGAUGAGCUUAAAAAAGCCCCGGGAGUUGUGUCAAAUGAAAAACUCUCAAACCUUGAAAAGGAAAAUGAAAGGCUAAAGUCUGAAGUAGAAAAGCUCAAGCUGCAUGUGGGUGAAAAGUUAAGCAUGAGAUAUGAAGCAAAGACGAGAGGUACAGAGAAAGUAAUUGCUGAAAAUGAGAAACUUCGAAAAGAACUUAAAAUGGAGACAGAAACAUCAGAAAAGCUAAGGAUUGCUAAGAGAAGUUUGGAGGUUACGAACGAGAAGUUAAAAAUGAACCUAGAAGAAGCCAUGAGUAGACUAAAUGUGGAAGAAAACAGAGGACCAGACGGAAGAGCAUGGAAAUCAGUUGUAAGCAAGAUGUAUGAAAAUAAGAUGAAGGAACUGGAAGUCGAACUUAAAAAGAAAAAUGAGGAGAUUGGUGACCAGAAAAAACUAUUGAAAGAAGCAACUGAGCGUGAACAAAAAAACAAAAAAAGUAUACAACAGCUCAAAGAAGAGAUUGAGCUGCUGAAACAUUUUCCUGAAGAUGCCAAGACUGAGCCAGGGCUCACCAGGGAUUUUCAGAUACUCAGAUUAGCCAAUAAUCGUCUGGAGAAUGAAAAGGCAGAAUUGGUUCACCAGUUAGAAUUGUGUCGACAACAAAUUGGUUUAUCUUCUCCAGAAAUAAGUGCAUCUGGAUAUGAUGAAUCACUUGAUAGGAGAAAAAAGCCUGACAAGUUGAUGGAGGAAAUUUUUACUCUACAAACAUAUGUUAAAACAUCAGAUUUAGAGAAACAACAGUUAAAGGAAGAAAUUAGGAGGUUGAAAAUAGAAUUGGAAAAUUUUGAUCCAACCUUUUUUGAAGAAAUUGAAGAUCUGAAAUAUAACUAUAACGAGGAAGUUAAAAAAAACAUUAUUCUCGAAGAAAGAUUAAAAGCACUUGCAAAGCAGUUUGGGGUUCAUGUAGAUAUCCCAACAAACUAAUUCUAAUUGAAUGUUGAGCAUUUUAAAAAUACUUUCACCAAAAUGCAAA